AUGGAUCCUCUUUCAGUCACAGCAUCAAUUGUCGGCCUACUUGCUGCUGGUGCAAAGAUCAUCAAGUUUCUGGAAGGCUUGGAUGAUGCUGAGGAACUCACUCGAACCAUUGCCAAUGAGGUUGAUCUCUUCCGGAUGAUAAUGCUUCGUCUACAAAACUUCAUCCUCCAUUCAUCGACACGCGACCUUCCCCAUGCCUCAAUGAUAGACCUUGACCAAGUGAUUACCAUCCUGAUUAGCUCCGUGAUGACCUUCUCGGAGCUCGAGAGAGAGCUCGAUCGAUUUGCAAGCUCACCCAAAUAUACCACUUUAAGAUGGGUGAUGUCACGGUCAACAAAAUCGAAUCUACGCGCGCUAUUGAAGCAGCUUAAAAGUCAGAAGUCAUGCCUUAGCAUGAUGCUUGUUAUGUUUACAUGCGACUUGCACUCACAGGCAGUUGAAAACAUGAAAAAGCUGCAAAGAACUACAGAAGAGCUAUAUACAACCAACACAAAGAUGCUCCAAAGGCUACAGAAAGUAGCCUCGAGCUCUGAUCAGUUAUCCUUCUCAGACACGGCUAGCGUAACCGGGAGCGUUCGGAGUGUCAUGUCCAUAGUGUCACUGGCAAGUUUUGAACAUACUCUGUCCCGAUCACGAUUAUACCAUCGCCUACAUCGCAAUAAUCAAAAAGCAUCGAGUUUUGGCCAGGCAAUGCCUCGAGGAUGUUCUGUACUCUCUGGUAUCAGUCUUUCUGAGGUAUCCAACAUCGCGGUCUACCGUUUAGACAUAUCGCUCAAAUACGUCUAUAACUCCCAGCGGUACACCACACUCACCCCUCCUUCUCCUCUCCAGCGUCUCUCUGCCUAUCGUAACAGAGAUAGACAAAACGAGAGACACCAAUUUUUAAAGGAAACGAUCCUUGAAGCUGUCAUCAAUGGUCCUUUUGACGCCGAUAAAACACUGGAUGGACAAGUGGACAUGAAGACUUUGGAUGCCGUUUUAACGAAGUUUCAUGAUUCCCGCUCAAAAGAACAUGUGGUGGAGUCACUGUUCGAUAAGAACGCGGACGGCGAAGUCUCAGACACAUUCUCGAAGUUCUCAUUAUACAUUGCUUGCAUUGAAGGGUGGAAUGAUAUUGUGAAACUGCUUCUAGACAACGGGGCCAAUAUCGAGUCGAAGGAUCUUCACGGCUGGACCCCGCUUAUGCAUACAACGGUAGCGGGUCGAACCCGCACCUUACGCCUGCUCCUAGACCGCGGAGCAAACAUAAAAUCCUUGGACAAAUCAGGGCGAUCAGCACUUCUCCUCGCUGCGGAGACCCAUCAUUCAGACAUAGUCAAGGUCCUGUUGGAACGCGGCGCGAGCGUUGACGAAAAAGAUCUUUCAGGACGAACAGCACUUCUCCGAGCUGCAGAGUGCGGUAGUUCGCAUGUCGUCAAACUCCUAUUAGACCGCGGCGCAAGCGUUGAAGAAAAGGAUCUCGCGGGACGAUCAGCACUUCACAUUUGCGCAAUUGCCCGUGUGGUGUCCACUGACGUUGUCAGGCUGCUCAUGGACUACGGAGCCAUAAUUGACUCAAGGGACAGCGAAGGACGGACGCCACUGAUGCUCGCCAUACAGUCAAAUGUUUUAUGGAUGUACGAGAAGUUGACAUUCAUUGAUGGCGCGGACGUUAACGCGACGGAUGAUCAGGGAAAUACUGCUCUUCAUCUUCUGCUUAGUUCCGGAGUGGAACGGGAGUGCAAAGAAUUGAUUGAUGCACUGAUAUCCCUCGGUGCCGAGACGACUUGGGAGAACGGUGAAGGUAAAACGGCAACACAACUAGCCGCUGAGAGAGGCUACACACUAGAUUCGAAUAAACUCAGACACAGAAUCUCAAGGAUUCAGGAGAGUAUUAACGAAUUGUGA
This is a messenger RNA of Morchella sextelata, 1887 nucleotides long. RefSeq lists its product as uncharacterized. The record is from RefSeq and is a predicted model, not a curated record. The transcript is spliced from 2 exons. The coding region runs from base 1 to 1887 and encodes 628 amino acids. Lineage: Eukaryota; Fungi; Ascomycota; Pezizomycetes; Pezizales; Morchellaceae. Gene Ontology annotation, molecular function: protein binding.